Molecule: messenger RNA, 3283 nt
Organism: Entelurus aequoreus (snake pipefish)
Lineage: Eukaryota; Metazoa; Chordata; Actinopteri; Syngnathiformes; Syngnathidae
Gene: retreg2
Product: reticulophagy regulator family member 2
Exons: 10
Coding region: 254-1951 (565 amino acids)
Source: RefSeq, a predicted model, not a curated record
AUUGCUUGCCUGUUAAAUUUGCAUUCUAAUGUGUUUGGUGAAAAAUACACACCAGCAGUUGACCCUUGAUUGUGGUUUUACAGUGAAAUGUUGUAUUGUAAUUUGAACGGACACGGAGGUUUUUUUUACAUGUGUGUUUUAUUUUGAAGGUACACCCGGAAGUUGUUUGUUCGGAAUGCCGGGCUUUUGACCCCGAUUCUCGCCACCUACCCCGUGAUCUCCAAAACAACACAACAAAGUGGAGCAAAUAAAUAUGGCGACCGCAGAGGAGUCACGAAGACGCCCCUCGCUCACUUCCUCUUCGGUCGGCCUGGAGUCGCUGUUCCCCGCCGGCACGUCGGCGCACUCUUGCGGCGACGAGAACCCGGAGCUCGACCGACUGCGGGAGCGUCUCGCUGGCUGGCUGUCGCCGUACGAGCCCGCGCUGCUGUGGCUUCAGCAGCUGCUUGUGUGGGAGAGGCCGCUGUACAGCAUCUCGGUGGCUCUCACGCUUAACACCUUAUUCUGGCUGCUGUCAUCCACCUCCCUGCGCCCUCUCUUCCUGUUGAGUGUGUCCCUCCUGGGACUGAUGCUGCUGGAGAGAUGGAAGCCAAAGUUGCCCAUUAUUACUAUUUCGCAUGAAGAGGUGCCCCCCAUUCAAAGUGAAUCGAUGAGGGCGGAGCAGCGUCUGCUCAGCAUUCCCGAGCUCAGCCACCACCUGGCAGAAAGCUACCUGACGUGCUGUCUGUUCCUGCAUGAGACUCUGCAGUACAAACGUCAAAACCACGGCAAGUUUUGUGCCAUGAUGUGCAGUGGCUGUUUUGCGCUCGCAGGUGUUGGACAUUAUGUUCCAGGAAUCAUGAUCUCUUAUAUAAUUGUCCUCAGUGUGCUGCUGUGGCCCCUGGUGGUGUACCAUGAGCUCAUCCAAAGGAUGUACACUGGCCUGGAGCCCAUCCUGAUGAAACUAGACUACAGCAUGAAGGGAGAUACAGAGCGUCGCAAGCACGACAAGAGGAAGGUGAAGAAGGAGGUGGAAGAGGGUGAUGAGCCAAGAGCAGAGACGGAGAGCGAAAGUGAGGAAGAGCUCUCCUUUUUUGCCCCAACGGUGGAUGUAAAGACCACAGCUCUGGCGAUGGCCAUCACAGACUCCGAACUAUCUGACGAGGAGGCGUCCAUAUUGGAGAGCGGCGGCUUCUCUGUUUCCAGGGCCACGACACCCCAACUCACGGAUCUCUCUGAAGACCUGGACCAGCAGAGCUUACACAGUGACCCAGAAGAGUCCUACCUGCGGGAUCUACCUGAAUUUCCAUCCGUGGAGGAGUUUCCGUCCCUGGAACGCAACCUCCUCCACUUUCCGUUGCAAGGUCCGCGCCAAGGCAACAGACCCCGGCCAGGCGCUCCUUCGGAGGCGGAACCCUUGAGCCCCGCCAGUCUCCUCAUCCAGCACCUGGCGUCCCCGCUCCACUUUGUGAACACCCACUUCAACGGCCACGGGCGACCGCCCGGCGGAGAGGCGGGUGUGCCGCCAGCCACAGAGGGGGAAAUAUCAGGUCGGGGAGGAGAGGAAGAGGAGAAGACGGCGGCUGUGACUGAGGGUGCACAGCUGUCGCUGGAGGCCCUUAGCGAGGAGAUUGUGAGCACGGCCAUCUCCACUGUGGUGCAGAACACUCUGUCAGCACUGUUGCGCUCCAGUGAAGCCAGCGAGGAGCCCGCCCUGGCGGAGUUCCUUCCUCAUGAAACCCCACCGGGCGUUAUGGACACCUCAGUGGCAGCGGCGCUGGGGCCCGAUGACGACCCGGAGACCAUAACCACAGAAGGCGUCACGGGAAAUGACACGCUGGUCGCCACAGAGGACGAGGACUUUGAGCUUCUGGACCAAAGUGAACUGGACCAGGCGGACGAAGGGCUGGACCUCAGCCCCGACGGACUGCUGGUUCGAGAAAACAUCCCUGUAUCCAAAAUAUUCAUCUAAGAGUGUUUCAUACCGUUGGUGGAUGAUUGGAAUUAAGCUGUAGACCUUAGCACAGCUGUCGGCGUUUUAGAUCUAGCGUCCAAAUUUGCCUGGUAAGCAAAUUUCCUGCCGUCGAGUAAACUUGCUGUCCCAAGCAGAUGUUGUAACAGAGAUUUGGAUUAUAAUGCAGUGAAUAUGAGCUCUACAUUUAUUGAAUUCAACAGUGGAUUUAAGGAGGUUUACAGCUCCCUUAAUGAUGUCUGUUCGAGCCCCAAAGUAAAGGUUUUUACUUUUAUGUUGAAUCAGGCCAAGUGAGUCACUUGUUGCCUGGAAACUAUGACAUUGUUGGAUGUUGACCAGAACUUACACACGUAAGUGACUUCAAAGGCUUUGAGUUAUUCAUCCUCAUAUCUAAUGACUAACCGCGCCGAUCACAUGACAUGCCAGGCACUACGCAUGUGUUGAACUAAAGAGUUCACUGCAUCAGAAUCAAGGGCAGGUUUUAAUAACCACUCGGCGUCCAAAUCUCUGUAGCGUUGUGUUUUGUUCCCGACUUGUCCUUGUGCACUCUUUGUACUAACUUCCCCACGUACCAGCCUCCCUGUGUAUAUUGUAGAAAUGUUGAAAAAAAUAUAUAAUUGUGUAUGUUCUGCAUGUAAAAUGACACUGUUUAAUAUCUCAGCUGACUACGUGCUGCACAUGUGUGUGUGUGUGUGUGUGUGUGUGUGUGUGUGUGUGUGUGUGUGUGUGUGUGUGUUGGGGGGUGGGGGGGAGAAGAACACAUUUGAAUGUUUCAGGUUAAAAGUCCGUUAAUAUUUUCCUACUAAAGGAAUAAAUGUUUUGCUCUGUCCUCAUUUUCAAUACAACGCAACUGUAAAAAAAAUAUUCAUAACAUCGGAGGCUAGCAAUUUGUGUUUUGUGGUAGUGUGCAUACAAUAAUGCUUCAUAAAACUUGCUGAAUUGUAAAGUUAUAAAAAAAAAAGAAGAAAAAAAGGAUUAUAUUUUCUAAUUUCUCUUUUUUCCACCAAAGUACUCAGUUUGAUCUUUUACAUCUUGAGACCUAUUCAAAGCAAAAGACCACGUUUCACUGGAUGAGCAGGUUUAUUGGACGCAAACGGGUAAAUAAAAACUGCAGCUCCACGUGUGGAAGUGAGAGAAUAAAAGAACAAACUGAAACAAAACACAAAAAGUCACGUCAUGGUUUUUGUUCCACGCUGACACGAUCGGUUUCUUCACCUCCCGGGCUCUCCUGCUUGGACAUCUUUUUCCUGCGAGGAAACAUCUGUUACGACAAAGUGCUUCUUGGCUGCCAUCUUGUCCUGUAUGUACUCGCCUGAGUUCACUUGCAGAGAG